This is a messenger RNA of Closterium sp. NIES-65, 4545 nucleotides long. NCBI's taxonomy places the organism in Eukaryota, Viridiplantae, Streptophyta, Zygnematophyceae, Desmidiales, Closteriaceae. The record is from the annotation of a GenBank genome assembly.
AUGCCGUCAAUUCCUAGGCAAUCGAAUCCAUCGGCAACACCCACGCGACCCGCUCCUGCUACUCUCUCCCCGUUACCUCAAUCCCGAGAAGCCGGAUCCCCGGUCGCCGCGUCGAUUCCCGAUCCGCUGACGUCACGCGCGAUCCGGCUGGUGUACAAGGAUGACCAAGGGGUGUUCCGAAUGGAUCCCGAAGCCGUCAGCGCGCUGCGGCGACUGCGAGGACCCCUCGGGGUUGUCGCGCUGCUGGGACGCAGCAGUGGGUUCACAGUGGGCCCCACGCACCGGCCGUGCACCAAGGGGCUGUGGAUCUGGAGCUCGCCAGUUAAAGUCACAGCUCCGGACGGAUCGUCGUACCACCUGCUGCUGCUGGACUCAGAGGGCAUUGACGCCUACGAUCAGACGGGCACGUACAGCACGCAGAUCUUCUCGCUGGCGGUGCUGUUGUCGUCCCUGUUCGUGUACAACCAGAUGGGCGGCAUCGAUGAGUCGUCGCUGGACCGCCUGUCCAUGGUCACUGAGAUGGCCAAGCACAUCCAAGUGCGCGCCAACUCCGCCUCUUCUGCUGCACAAGGAGGAGGAGGAGCAGGAGGAGCAGCGGGAGCAGCGGGGUCGUCUUCUACGACGCAGGAGCUGGGGCUGUUCUCUCCGGUGUUCUUCUGGCUGCUGAGAGUAAGUUUCUGUGGUCACAGUAAGGACUUUUACUUUGACCUCACGGAGGAUGGCCGGGUGAUAACCCCGCGGGACUAUCUCGAGACGGCGUUGCAGUCCAUGGCGGAGGGCUCUGAGUCCGCACGGGCCAAGAACCAGACGGCGUUGCAGUCCAUGGCGGAGGGCUCUGAGUCCGCACGCGCCAAGAACCAGAUCCGCGAGUCCAUCCGCUCACUCUUCCCCGACCGUGAUUGCUUCGCUCUCGUUCGCCCCAUCAGCAACGAACGCUUGCUGCAGAAGCUCGACCACCUGCCCGUGAGUACUGUGAGGUUUGACAUGCUGUGCCUUGCUGUGUGUGUGGCGUCCUUUCCUCUUGUGUUGCUUUGUCUAUACCUCCUAGUACCAUUAUGUGCUCUCGUGCGCCCCAUCAGCAACGAGCGCCUACUGCAGAAGCUCGACCACCUGCCCAUGGACCAGCUGCGUCCAGAGUUCAAGCAGGGUUUAGACGCCUUCACCCAGGCCGUGUUUGCGCGCGCUGUCUCCUCACUUUAUCUCCUUAACCCUCACUCCUUCCCCUCCCACCUCUCCCCGCGUGCAGAUGGACCAGCUCCGUCCAGAGUUCAAGCAGGGGUUAGAAGCCUUCACCCAGGCCGUGUUUUGCGCGCGCUGUCUCCUCACUUUAUCUCCUUAACCCUCACUCCUUCCCCUCCCACCUCUCCCCGCGUGCAGAUGGACCAGCUCCGUCCAGAGUUCAAGCAGGGGUUAGACGCCUUCACCCAGGCCAUGGACCAGCUCCGUCCAGAGUUCAAGCAGGGGUUAGAUGCCUUCACCCAGGCCGUGUUUGCGCGCGCUCGCCCCAAGAGGGUGGGCGGCACAGUCAUGACGGGGCCAAUGCUGGCUGGGCUCACUCAGACGUAUAUCCAGGCACUCAAUAACGGGGCUGUGCCCACCAUUCUCAACUCCUGGCUGAGUGUGGAGGAAACAGAGUGUCGCAGGGCGUUUGAGGUGGCACUGGAGGCAUAUAGCAGAGCAUUUGGCAGCCCCGCUUCUGCUGAUGAGUCAUUCCAAUAUGAAAUGAGCCGGUUGAUGUGCUCCACUGCUGAUGCUGUUGCUAACUUGCUCGGUUUCUCACUCUCCUCUUACUCCCUCCUCUCACUCCCUCCUCUCACUCCCUCCUCUCACUCCCUCCUCUCACUCCCUCCCUCACUCCCUCCCCAGGAGGACGACCUGAGGGCUCACCACAGGGCAGCACUGCAAGCAGCAGAGGCGGCUUUCAGGGAGGAGGCGGUGGGGGAGGGGCAGGCCCGACACAAGUACGAGGAGAAGCUCAGGGAGGAGGCUGGGAAGAGGUUCGAGGAUGUGCUAAAGCGAGUGGCAGCAGAGGCGGAGGACAUGUUGAAGCGUGUUGCAGCAGAGGCGAAAGAUGUGCUAAAGCGGGUGGCAGCAGAGGCAGAAGUGAGGUGCAAGCGGUAUCUCGAUGCACUAGAGGCCAAGGUCAAGGGGCUCGCCAGGGGGCCUCCGCGGGCGGCGACUGCUGAUGUGGUGCACGCGCUGAUUGCUGAGCUGGCGGCGUACGAGUCGUCCAUGUCGGGCGCUGCCAAGUGGCGCUGCUUGUCAGCGUUCCUCGUUGCCAGUAUGCGCGGGCUUGUUUUGGAUUCGGCUGAAAAGGAGGUCGCCGAAGCAAGGCAGCAAGCCUCGUCUGCACUCAAGGACAAGCAGGCCGCCGAGGCUCGGGCCUCCGCCGAGGCUGCGGCCGCGGCUCGGGAGGCCGCCGCAGCUGAGGACUGGAAGAAACGGGUGGCGACAGUGGAAGGACAGCUGGCAGCCGCUAAUAGGGCGGUUGGAGAAGGGAGGGAGGAGAGGGAGAGGAUGAGGAAGGAGAUGGAGGAGGGGAGGAGGAGGGCGGAUGAGCGAGAGAGGGAGUGUGCAGAGUUGAGAAAGGAGGUGGAGAGAGUGAGGGAGGGAGGGGAGAAGGAGGUGAAGAGAGUGAGUGGGGAGGUUGAGAAAGUGAAGGGGCAGCUUGAGGAGGCGAAGAGGAGGGUGGGAGAGGAGCAAGGGGAGAAGGUGAAGUGGAGGGGUAUGUAUGAGAAGGAGGUGGGGGAGGGGAAGAGGGAGGUGGAGAAGGUGGUUGGGGAGAGGGAGGGGCUAAGAGGGGAGGUGGAGAGGGAGAAGCAGCGGAGGCAGGCUGAAGUGGCGGCGAUUCAGAAGGAGAAGGGCGCAUUGGAGCAGCAGCUGCGAAAAGAGGCGUCGAAAGCAGCGGCGGAGGCGAGCGAGCUGAAAGUGAAGCUGGAGUCGCAAGCAGCACGGCUGGCAGCAAUGGAAAAGGCUCUGGUGGAGGCAAAGGCGAGAGAGAGGCAGGCUGAGGAGAGCAUGAGGGAGGCGAGCAGGACGGCUGGCAGCGCGAGCAAGAGCGUGCAGGCUGCUCGGGAGGCCAAGGCCACAGCAGAAGAAGCGACAGAGAAGAUGGAGCGCCAGCUGCGUCAGGCUGAGUCAGCACGGACCGCUGCUGAGCUGGCAACCCGGCGCGAGGCUGAGCUGGCACGCCAGGCUUGCAUUCGUGCUGACUCAGCAGCAAAAGAUCUCCAGAUGGCAAUGGAGGAGGCCCAGGUGGCACAGUCAGCAGCUGAGGUGGCAGGAAAGAGGGCGGAGGUUGCCGAAAGGAGAGCGAGGGAGCUUGAGAGGGAACUAGAGGGUUUGAGAUUGAGGGCAGCAGAAGGGGAGGAGGAGGGGAAGGGGAAGGUGGAAGGUAUGGUGAGGGAAAUUGAGGAGUUGAAGGGAGAGGUGGGAAGGAGGAAGGAGGAGGUUGGGGAAACGAUGGCAAUGCUGGCUGUGUGUGAGGUGGAGAGGGAGGGGUGGAGGAGGAAGGAGGGAGAAGCGAGGACUGAGAUGGAGCGGCUGAAAGGGGAGUUAGAGCGGUUGAGACAGGUGGUGGAGGGGAUGGGGGUGGAGAUGGGGGUGGUGAGGAGCGAGAGGGAGGAGAUGAAGGGGGUGGUGAGAGUGAGAGAGGAGGAGAUUUCGCGGCUAAGGGGGAUGCUGGAAGGCGAGGGAGCGGAGGAGAUGGAGGUGGAGGAGGGAGAGGAGGCGGGGAGGAAGAGGAAGAGGGCGAGACUGGGCACGGGUGUUGCUGGUGAAGGCGGGAUUGCAGGGGAGGGCGGUGCUGCUGGGGAAGGUGGGACUGGUGGAGAAGAAGGUGCGGCUGAGGCAGGGUUAACUGUUGCAGGUGGUACUGCUGGGGGUGGUGCAGGGGCAGGCGUGGAAGGGGCGGGUGAUAGUGCUGUGACAGGCGAUGCUGCAGGGACAGCAGCAGCAGGGGGAGAACGAGGCAAGCGGAGAGGCAGGGGGGCGAGCAAGAGGGCACCUGCUGCUCCUUCCGCUGGCGCUACUGCCGCUGGUGUUGCUGGUGCGUCAGGAGCAGCAGCGCCACCAGUCGGGGCAGCAGCAGCAGCAGGAGGAGGAGGAGUUGUGGUAGCACCGUCACCCGCAGCGUCAGGCAAUACAGGGUUUGAGUCAGCCCAGGCAACAGGGCAGGGCAGUGAAAUGGAUAUGGAUUCAGCCUCGUUCGGAGGGGCGUUUGGUGCUGGGGAGGGAAAGGAACGAGCUGAGGGGGACGAGGCGGAGAGUAGCAAAGGGGGGAGGGGGAGAGGGAGGGGCAGGAGGGGUGGAGGAGGGAGGAGGGGGAGAGGGAGGCCGGCGGCUGGGGUGGGUGCGGUGACGGCUGCUGAUGUGGCGGGGGAGUCUGAUGUGGCGAAGAGGCGGAGGGAGAUUGCGAUGAAGAUGACAAAGAGUGAGUUGAAGGACAGGUUGACGGACGAGGGGAGGGGGUUGGAUGUGCUUGAAAUGAGGACGCCCACAAAGGGGCAGCUGGUAGACUUGUUCGUGAAGUUUGUGCAUGAGUAA